ACCCUCCUGACGCAGGUGUGAUCCUCCGCCACGCCAGAGGCCUCUCGCUGUUCUCUUUUACAUGGCGCCACGAUAAAGAAUUAAAUCGACCAGGUGGUAGCUUAUUUUUAUCAAACGGUACUCGUUAAAAUGAAGGUACCGGAGGAGGAAUCCAUGAGUGACAUUUUGAAGCGGCUGACGGGCGAGUCCGCGCUCCCUGUCUACUGCAACAUCGAGAAGUUCAAACGAGGACGGGACAAUUUAUACUUCGUGGCCGAGGACUUCAGCCAAACUGUGAAAAAACGAGAGUUGGUCAACGCCAAGGAACGAAUGAGAAUCAGGAACUUGAAUACCAUGUUCUCUCGCUUGAAAAGGAUGGUGCCACUGAUGCGACCAGACCGAAAGCCCAGCAAAGUGGACACACUCAAAGCUGCCACAGAAUACAUUCGACUGCUGCUUGCAGUUUUGCAGGAAACUGAAAGUGAUGAUGGCAGUGGGACUGAUUUCUUAAAGAAUGCAAUCGCCUACAGUCAGACUGAAGGCCUUGGUAGUGACUUUUGGCGAGUGGAUGAUUUGCUGAGCAUGUCAGAGGAACAAAUUGAUGAUGGAUUCAUUUUACCCCCUGAACCGGUGACAGACGAUGGAGAGAUGACCAGACUGAUGUUGCAGCACUGUGUGAUGCCAACAUACCAGUUCAUCAUCCAAGUAGCUCCUGAUCAGCCUGCGAUGUCUCAACCUUGCUAAGCAGUGUUUACAGCAGCUGAUGUGGCCUGAUAUUGGACACCUGCCAGGGUCCUGUUGCUUUGAAGAAAAGGAUUGUUUUGAAGAAAGCAGACUUUCAUUUGUGGUGUUUUAACCUUUUGGGGUUUUUUUUUUUU
Messenger RNA from Maylandia zebra (zebra mbuna), 857 nucleotides. It is a transcript of the gene figla, whose product is annotated as folliculogenesis specific bHLH transcription factor. NCBI's taxonomy places the organism in Eukaryota, Metazoa, Chordata, Actinopteri, Cichliformes, Cichlidae. The record is from RefSeq and is a predicted model, not a curated record. Gene Ontology annotation, biological process: developmental process; regulation of transcription by RNA polymerase II. Gene Ontology annotation, molecular function: RNA polymerase II transcription regulatory region sequence-specific DNA binding; protein dimerization activity; DNA-binding transcription factor activity, RNA polymerase II-specific.